ACAAUCUACAAGAACUUCCAGGCUACAAGCCCUUUUCUACUCACAUCUUCAUAUUACCACCCCAACUGCACUCCAACCACAGAUAUAUCGCCUGCCACAUUACAGACCACAACUUCCCCCUAGUUUCUAAGCCCCCUCCUCCUCCAAACUUCUUCGUGUUCAAGUAACAUCUCUCAUGGUCGAAGUGCUAAAGAGAAAGCUUGUGAUAGUAGGCGACGGUGCCUGCGGUAAAACUUCACUCUUGUACGUGUUCACUCUCGGAGAGUUCCCAACCGAAUACCAUCCAACCGUGUUUGAGAACUACGUGACUGACUGCCGAAUAGAUGGUAAACCGCUCCAGCUCGCACUAUGGGACACGGCAGGCCAAGAAGAGUACGAACGGCUCCGACCCUUGAGCUACGCAAACUCGCACGUGAUCUUGAUCGGCUUUGCCAUCGACCAGCCUGACUCGUUGGAAAGCGCCCGCACAAAAUGGAUGCAUGAAAUACGGACCUACUGUCCCAACACGCCAUAUGUGCUUGUGGGACUAAAAAAGGACUUACGACAAAGUGAAACCAGUAAAAAGUAUGUGCAGGUGGCUCGGGCUCAGUUUGUAGCAGAGCAAAUGCAAGCCAAAACGUAUCUUGAAAGUUCUGCCCUCACCGGUGAAGGUGUCGAUGAUAUUUUCGAAUUUGCGGCCCGCACCAGUUUAUUGAAUAUCAAGAAGCCUGUCAAUUCAUGUUGUGUUAUACUAUAAUAGCACUAAAUACAGUAAAAUAUAAUAGACGUUUCAGGUGAGGAUCAAGAUUAGCAGUCUUACACCUUGCGAGCGGGAGCCAACUGAAAAGUUUUGUAUACCAGGCUGUCAGCACAAUCGCCAAAGCGAAAACAGCCUCUUUGACAACCAAACGGGGUCCGCAAAAGACCACGAAAAUCACAUGCCUUACUCUGUUGGAUUCAACACCUAAGUUGAACGGAAGGGUGUCAAAACGCACACGAUCUUAAAUAGUUGUUUAAAAGUAUUUCUGAAUAUGGGGCCAAUAGUCUCCAAACGUACAAGAUAAGUUGUUGCUUAAAAGCAAUUAUGAAUAAGAGACCAACCCUUCAAUGCACUCCACUCUCAGACGGGGAGUAAAAUAUCCCAUCAUCACCAGGGUCUAGAAUACUCCUGAUUCGU
This is a messenger RNA of Yamadazyma tenuis ATCC 10573, 1156 nucleotides long. NCBI's taxonomy places the organism in Eukaryota, Fungi, Ascomycota, Pichiomycetes, Serinales, Debaryomycetaceae. The record is from RefSeq and is a predicted model, not a curated record.